AUGGUGGACCCCGGGACAGGAAUUGCCAUCGCUCAGAUCGCCUUCUUCGCGGCCUGCAAGGCAGUCGACGCCUUUGGCACUGCCCUCCACUACUUUGACGAUGCCGAAGCCCUCACCGUGGCCCUCGAGAUUGAGCGUCUGAGGCUUCAGGCCUGGGGCGCCAACUCGGGUUUGGCUGAGGGUACCCUGGCGCCUCACCUUAGCCUCGCGAGCGAGGUCCUUCUUCGAGAGCUUCAGGUCAUUUCUCGCAUGUUUGAAGACGCGGACAAGGUUCGAGAACGAUACGGCGUCAAGAUCGAGGGCGAGGAAUCUACCUCGAAAGCCGUGUCGAGCUUCGUGGCUCGCAUGCGAAAGUCACUACGGUCUAGCGGGGUUAAACUCUACGGAGGAACACCCUUAGCAGUAGACACUGCAGAGCCGGAAGAUUCGGAAACCGCCAGAAAGAACAGCGGCAUCUCUCGCAGCAUGUCUAGUCGUGUACGAUGGGCUAUCAGAGACAAAGAUCAGCUCAAGAAGCUCGUCACUGGCCUUCGCGACGAGAUUGAUCUCUUAAACAAGCUCUUGACCGAAACGCAAAGGAGAAGCUUCGUCAACGACUACGAGCGCAUCCAUGUCGUUGUUGUCGGUAGCGCGGUAGACGACAAGUCUCUAGCCAUGAUCAGAGAAGCAGUUGACAUGGAUCGAGAUGGAGAUACUCUGGCCAAGAUUGAUCGAAAGUCCCUCGCAAACAACGAAGAUCGGUCGUUACGAGCAAACGUCUCACAGGUUGCCAUGAAGUCUUUACGGCUAGCACAAUAUGAUAUCCCAUCAGACUUUGCAACGCAAAACCGCUUCUUGGCAGCAAGAAAGGACGAUCCCAUCAUGCUAUGUCUGUUUGAACGCAAGUCAUUUGAACCAGACUUGGACCACAGCUCAAAGAUGAUGCUCUGGAGUCGGGUUCAGAGACUCAUCUCGCUAUUGGCCCUGCCUCCAUCGUCUGGCUUCAAGGUCCCACAGGCGAUUGGCUAUAUUCACGACCCAGAGCACUACUGCUGGUGGCUUGUCUUUCAAUUUCCCCAAAUGUCUAGACAAGCUCCAGGGGAUUUUUCAAAACCACUAUCUUUGUACAAUCUACUACAGCCAGAGUAUAAACCUCGACCACCUCUGGAGAAGCGCUUCAGGUUAGCAAGCGAUAUCUCAUCAACCUUCCAUCAGCUCUACAGCAGUAGCUGGAUGCACAAGAGUAUCCGCAGCGACAAUAUUCUGUUCCCUUAUCAAAACUCAGAGGGUCCUAGCCCUGGUCAGUUGGCUUCACCUAUUGUCUGUGGCUUCGAGUAUUCAAGGCUGGAAACAGAGGCCCAGACUAUCGACCGUUCCAAGGCCAAUAGCAACCCUGCAGUUGCCAUGUACCGUCACCCUGAUUACCAAGGUGAAGCAGCACAGGGGUACAAGGUCCAGUAUGAUAUAUACAGCUUAGGACUUGUCCUGUUGGAAAUUGGUAUCUGGGCGCCGCUCACAAGUCUGUUUGAUUCUAAACGUGGGAAAACAUCUAGCAGCCGGUCCUCCUUAUCAACAGACGUGAAACACUUCCACAGCCCCGAAGCAAAAAUUCUGAGGGAAAGAGUUAGAUCGACCGUUGAUAAAGACCUACCGUUCCGGAUGGGGUCAAGCUACGCGGCCUUGACACGUUGGUGUGUUGACUACAGCGAGCAAUCCUCGGAGACGAUGGAUGAGCCGCCGAAUCAUGCACUGGAAUUUUACAAUCGGGUAGUUGAGCCUCUAUAUAGUCUUAGUCUUGGAUAUUCCGAAGCAGGCGAUUGA
This is a messenger RNA of Fusarium falciforme, 1800 nucleotides long. RefSeq names its product Protein kinase domain-containing protein. Gene Ontology annotation, biological process: protein phosphorylation. The transcript has a single exon. The coding region runs from base 1 to 1800 and encodes 599 amino acids. NCBI's taxonomy places the organism in Eukaryota, Fungi, Ascomycota, Sordariomycetes, Hypocreales, Nectriaceae. Gene Ontology annotation, molecular function: ATP binding; protein kinase activity. The record is from RefSeq and is a predicted model, not a curated record.